GUAUACUACUAUUUGAACAUAGCGUACUGGAGCCUGCUCCUCCUGUCGGUGCUCACCGGCAACGACUUCCUGUCCCGCAUCGCCCAGUUCGAGACCUACACCACCGCCAUGUUUGUGGCCUCCACCGCGUUUUCGACCUUCUUCGGGCUGAAGUGGUGGCAUGACGCGCGGCGGGAGCUGCGCAGGGAGCAGACCAGCGACUGGCGGGCACUGCUCCGUUACUCCUGGAACGCCCUCUUCUGGCUAGGCUUUGUGCUGUGGUACUCAGUGCCGCCCCUCACCGUUGUGACCGACUACGCGGGCACUGCCGGCUCCAUAGCCUGCGUCUACGGCGUGGUGCUCACGCUGUCCUCCGCGCUAAUGGUGGGGGUGUACAGCUUCCUGGGCGAGCCGCAGCUGCCAAGGAAGCUGGUCAUGAUUGGGCCCUACUCCGUCGUCCGGCACCCCCAGAUCCUGGGCAACUUCCUGUUCAUCAUGGGCUUCUCGCUGGCCGGCGGCGCGGUGGCCGCCACGGCCGCCUUCCUCCUUUCCUUUGCGCUGUACCGGGUAACGGUGGUGCCGCGGGAGGAGCAGCUGAUGGAGAGCAAGUACGGGCAGGUGUACCGCAAGUACAUGGAGCGUGUGCCCGCCUUCCGGUGGGGCUGGGUGAUCCUGGGCGUGAUUGAGGCCGUUCUCCUCUGGAGGUUCUCCCCUUGGUCCAUCACCCCCGCAUCAGCCUACUACUAA
Auxenochlorella protothecoides is the source of this 726-nucleotide messenger RNA. Its product is annotated as Cobalt-zinc-cadmium resistance protein CzcN. The transcript has 3 exons. The record is from RefSeq and is a predicted model, not a curated record. The annotation marks the transcript as partial. Lineage: Eukaryota; Viridiplantae; Chlorophyta; Trebouxiophyceae; Chlorellales; Chlorellaceae.